AUGAGCGCGGUCAAGAACCUUCGGGCUAUGUUCGAGCAGAAGGGGGAAGCUAGUCCCCCGGACAGAGGCAGGUCGCCUGUUCCACACGCCCUCAGCGACUCCCCCAGACCCCUUUCGAAAAUCCGAACGAGCUUCGUGGCAAUUGAGAAGGAAGGCAGGGUGGGAAUCCAGCGCGAGGGCAGUCAAGACUCCAUCUCUGCGCUUCGGAAGCACAGCGGCGACAGCAACGCGACAACGCCAACGACCGGAACGGAGAGAUCGAAUCCAUUUGACGCCCUGGCCAAAUCGCCUAGCAAGCUGGGUCCGCAGAACCAGUCAGUUUUCGGAUCUCCACGAGCGAAUACCGGCGCUCAAGAUGUGGCGCGGCUAGCCGAAGCAAAGGUCGCCAAGGCUGAGCUUUCGCCCGCUGCGGUAGUAGAGCCAAAGGCGGAGCCCAAGGCAGAGGCAAAGCCGGAGCCAGAGGCGGAAAAGACGGAGGUCAAGCCGGAGCCAAAAGCAGAGCCAAAGCUGGAGCCAAAAGCAGAACCGAAGACGGAGGCAACGCCAGAGCCAAAGCCGGAGCCAAAGCCGGAGCCAAAGACGGAGCCAAAGACGGAGCCAAAGACGGAGCCAAAGACGGAGCCAAAGACGGAGUUGAAGACAGAAUCAAAGGCACAGGCGAAGGCAGACCUGAAGUUGGAGCUGAAGCCAGAACCAAAGACGGAGGGGCCCAACGCGGAACCCAAGGCGCCAGUCAAAGGCAGAGCCAAAAACGCCAGAGGAGGCAAGCCGAUUGCAAAGCCAGAGAAGUCCCCAAGAGGCCCAAGGACCCCUGCCGCAACAUCAGCCCACCAUCCUGUUGUAAAGAGGACGCCUGAAAAGAAGCUUCAUUCGGCCGAGAAGCCUGUCACCCCUCGAGCGACUCCAACAUCAAAACCUGCCGGCCCUUCAUCGGUCAAGAGACCACCGCCACUUCAGUCGUCUCCCGCGAAUACCGGCUUUGUCAAGCCGAAGGUUAAGUCCCCGACGCGGCCCAUCAAGCUCCCCACCGGCUUGACUACGCAUACCGCUUCGUCCGGCUCCAAAGUCAAUGCGUCUCGCCAGUCCCUGUCCCGUGCGAGCGGCACUGUCCACGACCCCCAUACACGCCCAGCCAGCAGAACGAGCGCCUCCACUAGCGGCAGCGGCUCCAACAAAGCAGUGUCGGUAAGGGGGCAGACCUCCACCAUUAACCGGUCUCGGCCAAGCCUGGGCCCGCCCCCGAAGCAGCCUGUGACGGAUUAUCCGCCGAAGAAGGAGAAGGAGGUCGACCAAGGGUUCCUCGCGCGUAUGAUGCGCCCUACGGCAUCUUCUGCGUCCAAGGCUACCAGUAAGGCGCACAUCAGCCCGCCGCGGAAGACUGCCUUGGCACCCAAGAGAGCAAGGUCAGUGCAGCCUGGGAAGAGGGCCGUUUCGAGGUCCACGGCCACUAUUUCGACUUCAUCGGCCGUGAAGGCGAUCGACACGACCAACAGUGCUGAGGGCGAGGUCACUCCUGUCGCGGGGCAGGCUGGGGACGAAGCUGCCUCCCCCACCGAGGGAGACGCCGAGUCAGCAGUGGCAGCGGAUGGAAAUGCAUUGGGGGCGGCGGCUGCGUAA
Molecule: messenger RNA, 1617 nt
Organism: Chaetomium globosum CBS 148.51
Lineage: Eukaryota; Fungi; Ascomycota; Sordariomycetes; Sordariales; Chaetomiaceae
Exons: 3
Coding region: 1-1617 (538 amino acids)
Source: RefSeq, a predicted model, not a curated record